AUGGUGAAGAAAAUUAAAACCGUAAAAUUAGAUGAAAAGAAAAUUAAUGAAGGAUACAGAAUGGAGAAGUAAAAGGCUCUUUUCAAUUAAAAUUCACAGAAUUAAAUAGGAGUGAAUAAACAACAAUCUCAUUCAAUAAAGGUUAUUAAAAUUCAAAGUUAACUAUUUGAUUUCACACUUUUUGGCUUGAAAUAUAUUUUAAAGGAAGCUACCAAUAAUUAUUUCAAGCAAACCUGUUAAUAAUAUAGCUUUGCCAGUAAUAAACCAACCUUUCAAGUUUUAACUGUAAUUUGAUGUUUUUUAUUUAUCAUAGUUAUUACAAUGUCUCCCACAAAACCAUAAUCUAUUUGCAUUAUUAAUUUUUAUUUUAUUAAAGUAGAUUCUAGCAAUUAUUUUAUUUGAGAUUUUAUAAUUUCUUAUCAAUCAUCUAAAGGUUAUUGAGACAUAAGUGUGA
Messenger RNA from Paramecium primaurelia, 454 nucleotides. Lineage: Eukaryota; Ciliophora; Oligohymenophorea; Peniculida; Parameciidae. The record is from the annotation of a GenBank genome assembly.